Messenger RNA from Botrytis byssoidea, 2383 nucleotides. RefSeq lists its product as uncharacterized. Lineage: Eukaryota; Fungi; Ascomycota; Leotiomycetes; Helotiales; Sclerotiniaceae. The coding region runs from base 593 to 2383 and encodes 596 amino acids. Gene Ontology annotation, molecular function: DNA-binding transcription factor activity, RNA polymerase II-specific; RNA polymerase II cis-regulatory region sequence-specific DNA binding. The record is from RefSeq and is a predicted model, not a curated record. Gene Ontology annotation, biological process: regulation of transcription by RNA polymerase II. The transcript has 2 exons.
ACGUUAAUUAUAUGGAAUUUUAUAUUUCAUAACUUGAUUGUAUUAUUGAAUUAUUUAUUGUAUGCUUUAUAUGCUUUACUAGGUAUUCUUUAUUAUAUAUCCUUCUUUACUUGAUCUCCUUCACAUAUCCUUCCCUCCGUACACUACAUUAAACUACACUACACUACACUACGCCCCGACACCUAAUCCUAUCCUGGCUCAUCUACCCAUUGUCUAGUGUGUUUGAAAAAACAACAAAGUCCGAUUCUUUUUCAUCAAUUACUUCAAUUACUCAAUUACUCGUACAUCACAUCACACCUCUUUAAAACUUCCUUCCAUUUACUCUUCGAGAAUAUCUUCAUUUAUCUGGUUAUCAAUUGAUUUAUUCAUCUCAUUCAUCAAGAACAUUUCAAAUCAUCAAAUCAAGGAAGAAAAGGAAUUAUCUCAAGGAAAAGAAAGAGAGAAAGAAAGGCUUUCAAUAUCAUCGUCGUCAAAUCGAAUCCGAAUCUAACAAAUCAAUCAAUCAAUUCAUCCAUCACUCACUCACUCACUCACUCACUCACUCACUCACUCACCACUUCAAUCACCAUCAAUCACUACCUCUUCAACAAUCAUGAAGUCCGAAUCAUUAACCUCAACUCCUCAAGUCAGUUGUUUAGAUCCUCUCGAAUUAAUCGAUUAUACCGAAUAUGAAACGGUAUCAUAUCAUUCACCCUCUCUCUCACCAUCGUCUUCCAAAUCACAAUUCGUCCCACCCUCCAUAAGAUCAUCCGCAGUAUCGACUCCAACCACAUUACCUUCAUCAAAUCAACCAACGCUUUCCGGUCCCAGUCAUCAAUACGAUCUCUACAGACAACAAACGGGUAUUCCACAAGGGGCCAUCGCAAAUACCUUGGCCGUCAAUGAAAACAAUGGUCACAUCAACCGAUACAACUUUCAAGAUCCCUCAUACUUCUCGGCCAUGAGUCCAAGUGAAGAAUUUGUGGAUUUUGGCACGACUCCAUCUCGUACCCCAUUCCACCCAUCAGACGUGGAAAUGGAACAAGAUCCAGCCUUCUUCUACCCCGAACAAAAGUUUGUGGACCCAAGCAAUAUUGGAUCUCAAACCUUGCCCGUCGGAAACGUACUGCCAACACAAUCUAGUCACGUCGGUCGUCUUUGGCCGGGUAUGCAUCAACAACAAGCUGCUCUUGCCAAAGCUCAAGCACAACAAAAGCAACAACAAGCCAUUAUCGCACAACAACGUCAAAAUGCUAUGGCGGCGAACGGACAACAACAAAGACAACCUCAACCACAACAACAACGCUCCAGAGCACCCACGGGUACCGACCCUCUGGUUGAGGAAAAGAUUUCUCAAUUACUCAACUCGAUGAGACAAAGCAGUGUCGUGACUGAUGGUGAUGAUGGAAAUUCUCAGAAUAUGACACACGUUCAUCGCAUGCGAAAGGAAGAAGAAGAUAUGGAUGAAGAUGAAAGAUUAUUGGCGAGUGAAGAAGGAAAGAAGCUUAGUAGCAAGGAGAGAAGACAACUUAGAAAUAAGGUGUCAGCUCGUGCUUUCAGAUCAAGAAGAAAGGAAUACAUCAGUCAACUCGAAGGAGAAAUUGCUGUCAAGGUUAAUGAGAAUAUGGAUUUGAAGUCGCAAAACAGAGCUUUGAUGGAGGAAAAUACUCGUCUAUCAGAUCUUACAAGAAUGCUUCUUUCUUCACCUGCGUUCUCUGGUUUCCUCGACACUUUAUCUUCCAACCCAGCGACUCAACAAGCACCACCUCCACAACAACAAGCUCCUAUUCAACAUGAACAGCCAAGACAAGUGAGAAAGGAUGUUAACCCAUAUGGUGCUCAACAACAGAUGCAACAACAACAACAACAACAACAACAACAACAACAACAUAUUGGUAUGGUCAUGAUUCCAGAACAAGCGAUGGAUUUUGCUAUGCUUGAUAUCAAUGCCGACGGAUUUGGCUAUCAACCACAAGUUUAUUCCGUUCUUUCUAUCCCAGAGACGGUUAUCGAUUCAUCAAUCCUCUCCGGAAAAUCCUCAAACCUCGUCGAUUCAUUACAAUCUGAAGAUGAGAAAGUAGAACUUCCAAUUGUUGAACGUCAACCAGUUCAUGAACUUGCACCAUCAGCUAUUGUUGAGGAGAUUGUUGAUGAAGAAUUUGAUGCCGAUCCAGCAUUUGCUCUUUUCGCUGAAGACACCUCAUCAACUUCAGCACCUUCAACCGAAUUCAACUUCGAUAUCGAUUUCUCUACUCUUGGCCUCAACAAACCUUCUCAAUUCGAACUCGUCGUUCGUGAUAUUGAAAGCGAAAAAUUAGUUUCAACUAAUGCUUUCAAUAGAGCAACUAGGUUAUGUAAUAACUUGGACUCGAUGAUGGAUAGAUUAGAAGCAAUGUUCAUGUAA